GAAAGAUUUUCCUUAAAAUUUGCAAAAUAAAUACGCCUACAUACUAAUAAUUAAAAAAUUUCUAAUAAUCUUAAAGUAUUUUCUAUAUGUAUGUAGCGAAUAGUGAGUUAAACAUUGAAAAAAGUGGAUAUUGUGGAAAUAUUUGUUAAAGUAGCCUAUACACAUACAUUACUGGACAAAUAAAUGUGCAUAAAAUUAAAUUUACUGAUUAGCAGAGUCUCAAUAGGGUAAACGCCCCAAAAACAUGAAUGGUGAUUUGAUGCAGCAAUUGUAAAUUUCUAUGUCUGAUUAAAAAUGAAAAUCAAGCUGCCACUGAAGAAAGUCAAUUAUAAUUUUUGAUUGGAUACCAAAUCAAUAUCAUCGCAAGUUCGUACAUUGAAGAUUAACAAAAUAAAGUAUUUCAAAAUGACUGUCGAUUUUAACGAUUAUUUUUGGGGGGAGAAGAACAAUGGCUUUGAUGUUUUAUAUCAUAAUAUGAAAUAUGGUCUACAAGCCAGCAAAGAACUUUCAGAUUUCUUUCGAGAAAAGUCAAGUAUAGAGGAGCAAAAUUCGAAAUUAAUGUCAAAACUGGCUCAUAAGGCCAGUACGGGAACAUUAAAUAGUACAUUUUCACCAGUAUGGACCAUUCUAAGGACAUCUGCAGAAAAAUUGUCUACGCUCCACAUGCAAAUGGUGCAAAAACUCUCCGAAUUGGUUAAGGAUGUAACGAAAUACACGGAUGAAUUGCAUAAAAAGCACAAGACUGUCAAAGAGGACGAGGCACAAACGUUGGAAUGUGUUAAAGCAAUACAAACGUCUACAGCUGAUGUACAAAAGGCUCGCGAUAUGUACAGUAGUAAGGCACAAGAAUUAGAAAAACUACGAAAAGACAAUUCAUCACAAAAAGAUAUUGAUAAAUUGGAAACGAAACUACGCAAACUGCAAGACGACUAUAAAGUAUUAUUAGAUAAACACAACCCCAUUAAGAACGAAUUUGAACGUCGUAUGACGCAGACUUGUAAGCGUUUUCAAGAAAUUGAAGAAAUGCAUUUGCGUCAAAUGAAAGAAUUUCUUUCUACCUAUUUGGAAUUGUUGCAAAAUAACCAUGAUAUGGUUGGACAGGUACAUUCCGAUUUUAAGCGACAAUUUUUAGAUAUGACUGUUGACAAAUUGCUGGAACAAUUUGUAUUAAAUAAAUACACUGGCUUGGAGAAACCUGAAAUGCCAGAACUUGAAUUCAUUCCAUUAUCUAUAAAUCAACAAAUAUCAGCCACUUCAAAUAUUCGUCUGAAUCAACCUUCAGUUGCUUCAAAUUCAAAUUCAGCCACUAGCAUCAAUCGUGGUGGGAACGUUUCGAUGGAUUUACGCGGCACCGAAGCUGUAUCAGUAGGUAGUGUUGCAAGUGGCAGUGGUAGUAUUAUAAAUGCUGAUGACUCUGCUUUGGAUGUUAACAGCACAAAAACUACCGCAUCGAGGCCCACUUCGCCAGAAGUAACCUCUUCCCCAAAUGCAGCCGCAGCAGUAACAGCAACGACCAGCACCGUCAAAAGCAAUUUUCGCAGUUGGUUCUCGUCAAAUAAUCCCAGCAAACAACAGCCACAGCAACAAAAUACCGGAAUAUCUACAUCUGCCACUAGCGGUAGUGGAAAUUUCGGUAUGGAUAGUAAUUGUAUCACAAGUUCACUAUCAGUCAAUAUAAAUGCUACAAAUAACACUACUAGUACCACCACCACCUCUGGCACAACUACCACAACCAUCAACAAAAAUUCCCUUAACUCUGAGCUUCAAUCACUACAGGAUAACAAUCAAGCACUGAACUCACAAAUAGACCGUGAUGUUUUAUCAACAAACUCUAGAGACAACAUUACAGCCACAUCACCAAAUAUAUCAGCUCCCGUGUUAAGCACUAAAAAGUUCUCAGAUCGUUCAGGAACUACAACUACUACUACAAAUCAUCAUCAACUUUUCUCACCACAAAAUACAACAAACAACAAUUCUUAUUCAUCAACACCUGCCACGACAUUGGGAACAAGUCAGAGACGCACUACAUCCCUAUUAAAUAUUUUCUCUUCAAAUUCUCAGGUGUCGGGCAUAUUGCGAAGUCGACGUGACAAAACGAAAACAAAAAAAUCAAAGAAAAAGAAAGAUGGUGAAAUGGCGGAUAACAUUAAGGAAGAACGCACUCAAAGUGUGGACAGAGCUGGUAAUAGCUCUAUGGAAUACGACGAUCAGGGUAAAACAAAACAGCAAAACUCAAGUACAACAAAUUCUGGAUUAUUAGCCAUAACUUCAAAACUAGUAGGAGCUGGAGCAGAAUCAGGUGGUAUGUCAAAUAUACCUGAUGUGUCUUCAACGUCGGGUUUAGUUGAUAACAAUACCAGUGGAACCGGCGAUUCAAAUCAUACAAACAAAAACAAUAACACCGCUUCAACAGCUGGGCAACAGUUUAGUGGCAAUGAAGUUGACGAAGAUGGUUACAGCCUUCAGCCACCCAAAGAGGUUGCCUGGGAUGAAAACAAAGAGAAUGCUGGUAGUUUCUAUUCUGAUUCCGAUUCAGAUUCUGAUAACGACAGGCCCGAGAAACGAAUACAUGUAAAAAUAAAACCUUUAAAUAACGGCCAGGCGCCCAUGUCCGCAAGUGUGGAUGAAUUAAGGGCCACUGUUGAAAAUAUUUCAUUAUCGCCAACAGGUGUAUUUUCGCAGCACAGCCAGCAGUUGCAACAGCAAUCUAGACUAACUUCGCGACAACAAUCUCCGGAAAUUUCGAAUGCUUCCACACCAACGGCAGCAGUACAUCCGUAUGCACCUUUGCAAAGUCCAACAUUAUCUAUGUCAAACAAUUCAAGAUAUGCUGAUCUAGGUGAUAUAUUUUCUGAAUUGGGCGACGUAAGUUCAUCAGCUCCAGCUUCAGCCAAUCUGACGAAAACUCAAGGUCGACAAAUACCAACUCCAACUUCUGGAACAGGUAGUAGUAUUGCUAUACCAAGACCGCCUUCAAGGAGAUCGGAAAUGUUAGUGGGUGCUAGAGGGCGUAUUAGUCCGGCACCGAUAAAUACCAUUAAUCGAGCCGAUAGUAUAGGCUCUUUGGAAUUCCGCACAGCCAUUGGUGGUAUUAGCUCUUCCAGAGGGCCCUCACCCCUAACCAUUGGAAUCUCUGAUACUAUACCGCUGGCGGUAGCAUUUCACGAAAUUAUUCAUGCUUACUUCAGAGGUAGCGAUGAAUCGCGAUGUCAAGUAAAAAUAUCUGGAGAUAUGAUGUUAUCAUUCCCUGCCGGUAUUGCUGGUUUGUUGGCUAAUAAUCCAAAUCCAGCUAAAUUGGGCUUUCGUAUUAAAAAUGUACAAAAUUUAGAACAUUUUAUACCAAAUAGUAAAUUAGUGCAAACGGAUAAAAAUCAAUCCAGUUCAUUUAGCACUAUGCUAGAAUUUAAUAUGCCAGCAUUAACAGCAUUGUUGAGACGUCAGGCGGAACAGAAUCCUACAGCUUCGUAUUUCAACGUGGAUAUUCUAAAGUAUCAAGUGCGCACUAAGCCUGGGGCUAGUUCGUGUCCGUUUCAACUGGUUAGUUAUUGGAAAUGUGAACCCACAUUUACAGCGCUUAAGGUUGAUUACAAAUAUAAUAAUCAUGCCAUGAGUGCGGCAUGUCCACUUUUGAAUGUAACACUACUCGUGCCAGUAAAUGGAUCAGUUCGAAACGUACAAUCAAAACCUCAUUCGGCAUGGUUGGGCGAAUCGAAUCGCUUGGUAUGGAAUUUUACCGAUAUAUCCCAAAAUUCACAGGACGGUGGAGUUGGUACAUUGAGAGCUCGUUUGGAGCUAAGCGAUGGACCGUCUACGCCAGCUUUGCUAACGACACAAUUCAAUUGUGAAGGUACAACAUUGUCUGGCAUAGAAUUUGAAUUACAUGGUCAUGGCUACCGGGUGUCAUUGGUAAAGAAGAGAUUUGUAUCAGGUAAAUACGUUUGUGAAGGAGAUGGUGUACGUAGUGCGGCCACACCAACACCACCGUCUGUCGGUUCAUCUAGUCCAUUUUCGGGAAAAUCAAACUGAAUAAUUUUUAAAAAUAUAUAUUAACUAGAAAAGGAUGCCUCAAUUAAUUGUUUGUUACUAAAUAUAAUAAUAAAAAAGAAAAAAGAAACUUUUUUAUAUAUAAAAACCAAACAACAUGCAAACUAUACGAAUUCGAAUUACUCCAAGGUUUUUCUACAAUUUUUACAGACUUGUAAAAUACAUGAACAUGUAAUUUACACAAUAAUAACAACAAACAAAAAAAUGAUCAAUCAUAUUUCUUUUUCUUAUUACUAUUAUUAUUUUAUUUAAAGCUGUUUCAUGUUAUUAAUAAAGAUAUUAUUAAUCUAUAUACAUACAUACUUAUAUACAUACAUAUAUAUUAUUGUUACACAUACAUAUAACAUUUAUGUUUUAGUUUUUCUUUAUUUGCAAAUAACACUAUUGAAAAUGUGUAAAUUAUAAUUUUUUAAUAUAGACACAAUAAAUACACACAGUUCAAAAGAAAAAGAAAAAUAAAAAUAUCGAUAUUCAAAACUA
This is a messenger RNA of Lucilia sericata (common green bottle fly), 4524 nucleotides long. Its product is annotated as F-BAR domain only protein 2. The coding region runs from base 406 to 4026 and encodes 1206 amino acids. The transcript is spliced from 16 exons. Gene Ontology annotation, biological process: clathrin coat assembly; clathrin-dependent endocytosis. NCBI's taxonomy places the organism in Eukaryota, Metazoa, Arthropoda, Insecta, Diptera, Calliphoridae. Gene Ontology annotation, cellular component: clathrin-coated vesicle; clathrin-coated pit; plasma membrane. The record is from RefSeq and is a predicted model, not a curated record.